AUGGAUUUCUUCCAAACGAUCGAAGAUCCACGUCAUACACCUGGAAAACGACACGGUUACGCAAAAGAGCAAUUAUCACCUCAAACAUUCUCCAAUAACAAUCAAAAAUUCCUAAUUAGAAAUUUUAUCACCACUCCACCUGUUGUUAAGCCACAAAAUCACUUUACAAGCUAUAGUAUUAAUAGAGCUGAUAAAUUUUAUCAAAUCAAGCAACAGAAACAGGAACACAGCAACUAUAGGUCACUUUAUCCAUCUCAGAAAUCUGCAUUUUUUGCAUACAGAAGACCACCGAAUCAGAAACCGCCGAAAAUACAGAUCGAACCACCAUCCAUCAUCGAUGAUUUACCAAAUGAUGGAAUUCUGAGACCAAAGCCAAGAUAUGUAACAACUGUCAGCCAAAGUUAUAAUAAAAACACGACAGACGUUGUAAGGAUCCAAUUUUGCAAAAAUAGCAAUAGUGGUAAAACACAAAUAAUAGGAAUAGACAGAACUGACAGCAGAGAAGAAGAUACAAUAGCGCAACAACAACAAACAAAAGUAGCUUGUUCAGAGUUGGGAUCCAGAGAGUCGCCAAUGAUAGUGGAAAAGAAAGUGGAAGAUUUACCGCGAUUGAAAAAUUUUAAAAAUAUUUUAAAUAAAUUCCAGAUAGCAAGUGAUCAUGCAUUGCAACAACAACAGCAACGAGAACGAAUUCGAUGUAAUGCAAGUGAUUAUAAAUCGGAUCAAAGAAUCAACAUUCCAAACUGGGAGAAAUCAAUCGAAACUACAUAUUCCGAACAUGACUACAAAUUGACGAAGAAUAAAUCUCAGUAUUUACGGGCAUUUACGAUAUCUGUACCAACCGAUGGGAAAAAUAAUCGUGACAGCUUACCGAAACAAUGGAUUACGCAGGUAAAUGAUACACACAUGGACAUGGACAUGGAACAACGAUCACCAACAAUGUCUGGAAUAUCAUCUAUAUCACAAUCAUCACCAUUAUCAUCAGCUCAUAAGCCGCCAAAUAGAACGAACAGUCUAAAAUUGGUAAGUAUGAAACAACAACGAGCAUCCUUCGAUAAUUGUUUCCAUCGAAAUGAACCAAUGAUACGUCAAUUUCGAUAUAAUCAAAAUGUCAACCGUUCUAGAUCGAUUUCAGAAAUUGAGGGACAAAGGAAUCCAACUGGUUGCAUUAUCGGAUGUAGUUCAACGCAAAGCUGCAAGGACUUCGCACCACUGGCGCAAAUGUCAAUGUCAUCACACUCCCCAUUAAUACCACCAUUGGAAUCACGAAGAGUGAAGCGAAGUAUCAGCAGCAAAACGAAAGAAGAUGAUUCCACGAUGCCUGUUAUCGGACUCUAUAAGCAGGCUGAACCCGUAGGCACCCAUUCCAUUCCAAUGAAAUCUGACCUUUCGGUUGGAAACAUAUGGAAUCCACCAAUACUUACAGAAAUUAAAGCACAACAAAAUGAGGAGCAACGCAUACUCCAAGGCACUCUACGACAUCAAAAUAGUCAAAAAUAUCGCUUCCUGAUUAUACCACGAUAUAAUUUGCUGACAUUCAGAUCAUUUGCUGCUAAUCACCGACAAGAUGUCAAUGAAGAAUAUGAACAGAUGGUAUGCUUCAUUUUGCUACAAAUUCUCUGUGCAUUAAAAUCAUUUCAAUUGAACGGUAUUGAAUCGAUCAGCGAUGAUUUAAGUGAAUUUAUCCUGCUAUGCAGAUGCACUCGAACAAAUCCUAAAAUUGAUAAUACGGAUUAUUUACCAAGAAUUCUGCUACUUCAAGAACCACUUAAAAUGACGAAUAAGAAGCCCAUCAUAGGAUUAUGUAAUUAUGGCUUGAAAAUACUUUCAACAAUGUUGAAUUCAAACCGUAAUUCGCCAACAAAUUUUACAUCUCCCAUUCAGGAAUGCGCUAGAGCACUGCAACAAGACAAAUCCAAUUCAUUAACAGAAGCAAAAAAUGCUCUAGAAUUUGGCAUGUUUGUCGGUGAUGAUAUUUCCUCAUUCAGCGAUGAAGAAGAUAUACAAGCUUGGAUUGACUCAAAAAGAGCCGACUAUGUUAAUUACUUGUUUCGUGAAGUGAUUGAUGGUUCAUGCUCGCUAAAUGAAGUAUAUGAGCGGUUGCGCCUGCAGUUCUUGCUCUCCAUAACACCACGAACCCUGUUGAAAAUAUUUGAAAAUAUCAAAUCCUCCAAAUUUUUAGAUAAAACUCCGUUCUAUGUUUAA
Molecule: messenger RNA, 2205 nt
Organism: Cercopithifilaria johnstoni
Lineage: Eukaryota; Metazoa; Nematoda; Chromadorea; Rhabditida; Onchocercidae
Source: the annotation of a GenBank genome assembly